AUGACACAAAAAGACACAACCCAAGAACACGUCCAGGGAUUUCGUUCAGUCCAAAAGAGCGAACCACAUUCUACCACUUCAGUUCCCUUCGACUCUCCCAAUAUCACCCAUAUCGACUGCUACACCGACCCGGACACCAACAAGGACUUUAUCCUCUGGGAAGAUAUCCAGCAGGCCUUUGACGAGGCCAUCUUUGUCAGGAACAAGACCAGGAUGCUACCCUUUGUGAGAGGAAAGGACCACAGAAUUCUUGAGCCCCGCAGGAUUGCAGCCGUAUCGGACGUCGUCUUGGAUGUUGUUGUGGCUGAUAAACCGAUUGCUACUACCGAUACUGAAACUGCAGAUACGAUCGCCUCUCUCCAGCGCGCCGUUCAGGAACUUUCUCUCAACAUCCCACGUCAGACCCCCAUCGAAAUCGCCGCACAUAGCCCACCCUGUGGCGGCGAGCCAGAAGCCCCACAGGACAAUAACCAUAUCGAUAGCCCAGAAAACACUACCCCACUUCGAGGACCCCAAGCCUUAGAGUAUCAUUCACAAGACAACAACUACGGCAACGCCAUCGAUACCCAGCAUUCAGAGGCGACCAGCAACGCCACAAAGCGACUAGAUGACCCUCAGGACGAAACCGCUGCUAAGGAUAUGGACCUCAUGCAGACAAUGAUCCAUGCCUACCAAGGCGAUGUCCAUGCCCAAGUCGCUCUCGGGGAUCGAUACAAGGAUGGCCGAGAGGUGCACCAGGAUCGCCACACCGCCUUGGACUGGUACCUUAAGGCCGCUGAACGACAUCACCCUCGGGCUCAGUACAAUAUUGGUCUUCUGUACGAGAAAGUACACGACGAGGAAGGAGACUACAGUGAAGAAGACUACAGGGAAGAAGACUACAGGGAAGAAGAUGACGGGGAAGAAGAUGACGGGGAAGAAGAUGACAAGGAAAGAGACAACGUGGCCCUACAGGACGGUACCAAUGCCUUCAAGUGGUUCCUCAAGUCUGCUCUCCAAGGCUAUGCCGAUGCCCAAGCAAAAGUAUCACAGGCGUACACCAACGGUGCCGGCAUCUCAAAAGACAACAUCAAGGCGAUGGAGUGGUCGGUCAAGGCAGCCGAGAAUGGACACGCAGGGACGCAGUACAACAUGGGGGCUGCAUACGAAAAGGGCCAGGGUGUUCCUCAAUCUGACUCCAGAUCCUUUGAGUGGUACCUCAAGUCUGCCGACCAAGGGUUCACCAAGGCCCAGGAGCGAGUUGGUGCUGCGCUCGAGGCUGGUCGGGGCGUCUCGCGGGACGGUCUCAUGGCCGUCAAGUGGUACACCAAAGCCGCCGAUCAAGGUCUUUCAGUGGCUCAAUUCGCACUAGGUCGCGUUCACAAACUAGGCCUCUGUGGUCUCCCUAAAGACCGGUCCAAGGCUGUGGACUGGUUCAUCAAGGCUGCGGUCCAGGGACACACCCAGGCUCAGUCCAUGCUAAGUGAGAUUUAUAACUACGGCACGUCCUAUCGUGGUCCUGAUUGUACCAUUGACUUGGAAACCCAAUUCAAGAUCAAGGAGUGGUUUAUGGAUGCUGCUGACCAAGGUGUGGCGCAUGCUCAGGUCUGUAUGGCAGACAUGUACACGAAAGGGCUCGGUGUCCCCAAAGACGAAUAUGUGGCCUUCGAAUGGUUACUCAAGGCAGCUGAGCAAGGAGACGAGGCUUCUCAGAGACGUGUAGCCUACAGGUACGAGACAGGUCUAGGCGUGACUGAGAGCCGCGAAAAGUCUCUUGAAUGGUACCUUAGACUCGCUAAAGAAGGCAAUGACUGGGCUCUACACAUUCUUAAAUACAUGCUUAGAAAUUAA
This is a messenger RNA of Linnemannia hyalina, 1830 nucleotides long. The record is from the annotation of a GenBank genome assembly. Lineage: Eukaryota; Fungi; Mortierellomycota; Mortierellomycetes; Mortierellales; Mortierellaceae.